GCUGAGGGGUGGUGGUCGAUAAUGGCGCGGAGGGGCGGGGACGACGAGUACGACUACUUGUUCAAGGUGGUGUUGAUUGGGGACUCGGGCGUGGGCAAAUCCAACCUCCUUUCCCGCUUCACCCGCAACCACUUCUCCCUCGACUCCAAAUCCACCAUCGGCGUCGAAUUCGCCUCCCGUACCCUCCAGGUGGAGGGUCGCACAAUAAAAGCGCAGAUAUGGGAUACGGCCGGCCAGGAGCGGUACCGCGCAAUAACCAGUGCCUACUACCGCGGAGCCCUUGGGGCGCUCCUCGUCUAUGAUGUGACCAAGGCCACCACCUUUGAGAACGUAAGCCGGUGGCUCAAGGAGCUCCGUGACCAUGCCGACUCCAACAUCGUCGUCAUGCUCAUUGGGAACAAGACCGACCUGAAGCACCUACGCACUGUCGCCGCGGAGGAUGCGGCGAGCUUUGCAGAGAGGGAAGGGCUCUCGUUCAUCGAGACAUCCGCUCUCGAGGCGACUAAUGUGGAAAAGGCAUUUCAGAUAAUAUUAACCGAGAUAUAUCGGAUUAUCAGCAAGAAGCCUCUGUCCGCGGAGGACUCGGGGCGGGGGCCUGCUGGGGGUGUCAAAGAGGGGCAGACCAUUGCGGUGUCGGCAGCGGAUGCGGGCGGCAUGAGAAAACAGUGCUGCUCUACGUAAAAAGGUGACAAUGCUCGGUGCUAAGAUGUUCGGAACUUUGUGUAUGAAUUCGAUAGGAUAAUUCGUUUACGAGACCAGAACAUUUACUCACUAAUCAUAUCGAAUUUCCACGUAUUAAGUACUGAGCUUCUAGAGUGACUCGAAAGAAAAAAAAAAAAAAAAGGUAAAUGGGAAAAUAAACUUGUUCAUGUUUUGUUUUUUCUGGAUGUUGAAGUGAAAUAAGAUUUUUCACAAUAAUUGCGGACUCACCGUCCCGCAGAGUGGAAUGGUGAUGCUGUGCUAAAACUGCAGGUUUCUUUUCUCAGUUUGUUGUAUUAGUGAUGGAUUGAGCAUGUCAUGUCAUGAGGAAGUAUUCUUUUGCUUUUUCUUGUGAAGGCAACUUCUGAUCAUUGCGCCGUAUGGUUGGCGACUGUGUUAAUAUUGUCAGUGAAUAGUGAUCAAAUUUAAUAAAUUUUUCUGUAUUGCUCA
This is a messenger RNA of Ananas comosus (pineapple), 1149 nucleotides long. RefSeq names its product ras-related protein RABA2a-like. The record is from RefSeq and is a predicted model, not a curated record. Lineage: Eukaryota; Viridiplantae; Streptophyta; Magnoliopsida; Poales; Bromeliaceae. Gene Ontology annotation, molecular function: GTPase activity; GTP binding. The transcript has 2 exons. Gene Ontology annotation, cellular component: endosome. Bases 22 to 681 code for a protein of 219 amino acids.